AUGGAAUUGCCCAGGGCCUCGUCAUGGGCAUCGAGCCCGACCGCGAAGCUGUACGAAGCGGGUGCUCCGCAGCAGCAGCUCUUGCAGCCAAAGGAGCAGCACGACGUUCGCGACGUGGGCUCUCCCGCACUCUCGGGGGGCGUCGUUUCGUCGCCGUCGCCGGAACCGUACCACCCCUGCUCGCUGCUCCCGCUGCAGCACCAGCACCAGCAACUGCAGGACGUCUUAGACUGGCCCGCCUCGCCGCGCUUGGGAGGCUUGCAGGCGCCGCCCACCAGGGCUCUUUCACCGAUGGCCGCCAGCCUGCAGAGCCUAGUCGAGGAGGUCGCCGGCGGCGGGGGGGUGUCGAACUGCUUCGACCUGGCGGAUGCAGCGGCGGAGGCAGCGGCCGCAGCUUUUUCGCAUACGGCCACCGUUUCCCGCGCGAGCGGAUCCAAGAAUCUCGUCUUUCCCGCGGCGGCGGCGGCGGCGGCGGCGGCGAAGGUGGGCACGGCUGCUGCGGCCAUCGUCCCUCGGGGCGUCCUCGAGAAGGUUUCGCUAGGGAAGCAGCUCCUGGUUUCGCCGGAAUGUUCCUCGCCGGUAGCGGCGGCGGCGGCGGCGGCGGCGGCCGCAACGCCGGUGUCUCCUCCAACGAGUCCUCCACAAACGCAGCAGCAGCAGCAAGCGCCGAAACGGAAGCAGAGACCGGCGGUCGGCAGCGGCAAGCCCACCAAGAAGGUCGCCGGCAAUGGGCCGAAGAAGCAGAAGAAGCAGCCGCUGCAGGAGCAGAAGAAUCCCAGCCCCGGGCAGCUCAAGAUCAAGAUCGCAAGGAAGGCGAAGGCGCUCGGAACUGGUACCCCCGAGGCCCCCGCGGCGGCGGCUGAGGGGAGGCCGAGGAAGGCCGCUCGCACGGCGGCGACCUCGAUGGCUAAGAGCCCGCCGAAGAGCGGCGGCGUUAGGAAGGCGGCCGGUCGCGGUGGCGGAUCAAGCACAAAGAGGGUCAAGGUGUCCCCGAGCAAUGGUAGCCCAGCGCCGGCUUCCCCUGCCGUUGCCGCCGCCGGCAAGGACGGCGACCGUUUUCUGGACGACAAGACCAGGCGCAGCCGGGAGAAGAACCGCGACCACAGCCGCAGGUCUCGCCAGAGGAAGAAGGCUCAGCUGGAGGGUCUCAAGCAGGCGUCUAUCGACCUGGGCCCGUACCGCAUGCUCGUGGAGCAAGCGCACGACAUGAUCUCGGUGCACUCCGCGGACGCAGAUGCCUUCUUCGCGCUGGCCUCGGGAGCCUUCUACCGGCAGCUCGGAUUCGAACCCACGAAGAUGCUGGGCGCGUCGCUGCUUGACCUGGUGGAAACCAAGGACGUGCAGGCCGUGGUCCAAGCCAUCAUGGACACUCUCAGCCGCGGAGGAAUCAAGCAGGUGCAGUACCGUAUGCGCCCCCCAAGCGACGGCGACGCCGUCGAAGUGGAAACCUCCUUCCGCAUGGCGUCUAGGCGCCUCCUGGCAAUCACGAGGAUCGUGGGCGCCGGCGUCCCUCGCUCCGUGUCUCCGGCCAAGGUACCGCUUCUUGUCCCUGCUGCGCCUAGCGGCGGCGGCGGCGGAGGGAUUUCGCCGGCGGUGCCGGAGGCAAAGGAGCUGGGGUUGGGCUCGAGUGGGCCUCGCGGAUUUUGCUAG
Messenger RNA from Ectocarpus siliculosus, 1650 nucleotides. NCBI's taxonomy places the organism in Eukaryota, Phaeophyceae, Ectocarpales, Ectocarpaceae. The record is from the annotation of a GenBank genome assembly.